This is a messenger RNA of Bacidia gigantensis, 885 nucleotides long. RefSeq lists its product as uncharacterized. The transcript has a single exon. The record is from RefSeq and is a predicted model, not a curated record. Bases 1 to 885 code for a protein of 294 amino acids. NCBI's taxonomy places the organism in Eukaryota, Fungi, Ascomycota, Lecanoromycetes, Lecanorales, Ramalinaceae.
AUGAAUAUGGACAUACCAUCGAACGCCUUCGGGACCCUAAGCAAGCUCCCAGCUGAGAUCCGACAUCUCAUCUAUGAGAAUAUAGUACUUGGCGGCUUCAUUGCGUGUGACAGAACUAAAGGGUCAGCAAAGUCUUUUGAACACACACAGCUAGGAAUUUUGAGUGUCAACAGCGCUAUUCAUGCCGAAGUUCAAGACACCUUGCGCUUGCACGGGCAAUACUUAAUCGAAGUCUACAUCAGCGAACGUAGGCAUAACGUUCCUAGCGAAGAAACUCUGACGGCAAGUGGAGAAGCCUAUGGGCAUCACGCUAAGUUACGGAUUUCGUUUGACGGUUGCUGGCCCAAUGCCUUAGAACACGAACCAAGCCUCGACCAAUCUUAUCCCAAUGACCAAAAACGCGAAUGGCUAGCAUCUCUAGCUCGGGACCUUGGCGUGGGCAGAGACCUGAAGCAUUUGGAGAUUGAGAUUCCGAUAUCCAUGAGAUCAAUCAGCGAUGACAUGGCCAGGAUCUCACGAGGACUCCAUUUCGAUACAUUUCUCAAGCAACUUCAGGGACUCUCGAGUGUGACGAUCAACGUGACUUGCCAUGAGAGUAAUCCAUGUUUGAGGGGAUACGAGGAUCGAAUAGAGGAGAUUAAAAGUAUGACUGUGCGAAAAGCAGUACUAUUGCUUCAAGGAUAUUUUGUGGAACACUUAGGACCAUGCUACGCUGUCCAGGUGUGUGGAAGUAUGGAGGGUCACUUUCAAACUAGCUUUACCGGCAAGAUCAUUCUCCACUUUUUGGAUGCGAGCCCGGCUGUAGGAGGCUCUUACAUAAAGCAUAACUUAUGCAGUUGUGACCCUGAGAUUAUAUGUAAAUGCCAUGAGAAAGAAGAUAGAUAG